UCCUAUAGUGUGAGGUUGAGGGAGGGCGAGACACUCGUCACACUCCGCGAACAAGCUGCCCAUGUUUAUUUACUAACGUCGGAACGCUUGGUUAAUUUAAAACACGUUUAAGUAUCGUUAGGGACGAGGGGCAGUUUGAACUUCAAAUGCCCUACAUGAACAACACAUUCGCGAGAGCGGCUGGUAAUCGCUAAUCAUAAAUUGUCAUCAAGGAGUGACUUAUAUCGGGUUUGUUGGCUCACCGUGGACGAGUUGAGCUUGUUUGGCCAUCGAACAAACGGCGUCCGUGCACCGAACUAACGAAAGACAAUACUCCGAAGUUGUUUGUGACUGUUGCUUUCCGAAAACAGUUUGCUACUUGUUUUCGGAAUAUGGCUCAUCAUGGACAUCAUCAUGUUGCGAGUUCCCAAAAGGCUUUAAUGCUGGAGCUGAAAAGUCUCCAGGACGAACCGGUCGAAGGCUUCAAAAUAACUUUGGUCGACGAGUCGGACUUGUACAACUGGGAAGUUGCGAUAUUCGGACCACCCAACACGCAUUAUGAAGGGGGCUAUUUUAAGGCACGUAUCAAAUUCCCCAUUGACUACCCAUACUCUCCUCCUGCCUUCAGAUUCCUCACCAAGAUGUGGCAUCCCAACAUCUAUGAGAAUGGAGAUGUGUGUAUUUCCAUACUGCACCCACCAGUGGAUGAUCCACAGAGUGGAGAACUGCCAUCAGAGAGGUGGAACCCUACACAGAACGUGAGGACUAUCUUGCUAAGUGUUAUCUCACUGUUGAAUGAGCCCAACACCUCCUCGCCUGCCAACGUAGAUGCCUCCGUCAUGUACCGCAAAUGGAGGGACAGUAAAGGGAAAGAUCGGGAGUAUGCAGAGAUCAUCAGGAAGCAAGUUUUAUCCACCAAAACUGACGCCGAAAGGGAUGGAGUCAAGGUGCCCACCACACUUGCAGAAUACUGCAUUCGUACCCGUGCCCCACCCACUGACGAGGUCAGCACCCUAUUCUAUGAAGACUACUAUGAUGACGAAGACAUAGAUGAUGAUGAAGAGGAGGGUGAAGACUGUUGCUAUGACGAUGAUGACUCCGGGACAGAGGACUCAUGACAACCAGACCCAUGUUUUCCAAAACUGAUCUCUCCACGCCCCUGUACCCAUUUUGGUUUCGUUGUUUUUAGUUUGCUUCGAAAAGGAGUGUUCUAGUUAUUUUGUCCAUUUCUGUAUCAGACGUCUGAAGUUCCCUGACAGUUAGUUUUGUCUGGUUUUUGGGGCAGAUGGGUUUCAGCUAAUCAGUGCUCAAGAGCCCAGCUAAGUGCAUACAUGCUUAUAAAGGAUCAAAUAAACAACUUGCCUAUCCAAAGCAUGUUGGUGCCUGAUCUCAGGUUUUCAAUGUAUGUGGAAAAAAAGCAUUGCCAUCUUGGAGGGGAUAAAAAGUAGCUAAUACACAUUCUCAGGGCUACUUUAAUUUCUUUAAACCACAAUCCAUUAUAUACGGGUUGUAGUACUUGCAAAUUAUGUGUGGGAUUUCUCCACGUUAUCAAGAAGGGAAUUUUCUCAGUAGUUGAUUUAUCAAACAUAGCUCAUACCUUUCUACGCUGACUCCUUCCAUUGGUCUUUAAUUUGUUUCAUUUUAUCCUCAAACACACCUAUAAUGUUUUGUUCGAUUUUAAGGGGGUGGCAAGGUAGAUUUGUGCAUUCGGAACUUCUUUGCUUUAUUUAGCUACUUUGUUGAGGGAAUUUUAAUUUUAUGUAUCUUUUUUUAUUUUAAGCCUUGUGGUGACUUAUUUGGAAGCUCAAAACUUCCUCAGGAAAACAGAGUUUGAGAGGUUGGGGUGUUUAUGGCUGACCCAUUAAACCCUUUUAUAAAAUUAUAUGCACACGGGUAUUUUGGGUCACUUUCCCUUGUUUUUUUUCUUUUUUGGUAUGCUUUGUAAAUCUAAUUUAAAUUCUCAAUAAAG
Molecule: messenger RNA, 1948 nt
Organism: Myxocyprinus asiaticus (Chinese sucker)
Lineage: Eukaryota; Metazoa; Chordata; Actinopteri; Cypriniformes; Catostomidae
Product: ubiquitin-conjugating enzyme E2 R2-like
Exons: 5
Coding region: 372-1097 (241 amino acids)
Biological process (GO): protein polyubiquitination; ubiquitin-dependent protein catabolic process
Molecular function (GO): ubiquitin conjugating enzyme activity
Source: RefSeq, a predicted model, not a curated record